Molecule: messenger RNA, 2663 nt
Organism: Cinclus cinclus
Lineage: Eukaryota; Metazoa; Chordata; Aves; Passeriformes; Cinclidae
Gene: MYOCD
Product: myocardin
Exons: 11
Coding region: 61-2643 (860 amino acids)
Biological process (GO): smooth muscle cell differentiation; cardiac muscle cell differentiation
Source: RefSeq, a predicted model, not a curated record
ACUGAAGAUUAUCUCAAGCACAAGAUCAGAAGCAGACCUGAGAGGUCAGACCUGGUGAAUAUGCACAUUCUGCAAGACUCGGCUGCAGAAGGGUCCAUUCAGUCCACUCAAAUGAAGCUGAAAAGAGCCCGACUGGCAGAUGACCUCAAUGAAAAGAUUGCGCUCAGGCCGGGUCCUUUGGAGCUGGUGGAAAAGAAUAUUAUUCCCGUGGACUCGGCUGUGAAAGAGGCCAUAAAAGGCACCCAGGGCGGCUUUCCCCGGCAGACCGACGCCUUCGCCUUCGAGGAGGACAGCAGCAAUGACGGGCUGUCCCCGGAGCGGCCCCGCAGCCGCUGCUCCCCGGGCCCCGCCGAGCCGUCCCCCGGCUCCAAGGCCCCGGAGCCGCCCCCCUCCGCCCCAGCCGGGGCUCCACAGGAUCGUCCCCCCAGUGCCGAUGGCCACACUCCAGACACUGCCCCGGGGCAGGGCAGCCAGUGUGACAGCCCCAAGCAGCCAGCAGGGCAGGAGAGCCCGACGCUGCCGGUGCCCUCUGCCGUGAAGCAGUCCAGAUCAUCCAGUGAUAGCAAGAACCGUCACAAAAAGCCCAAAGAUACCAAACCCAAAGUAAAGAAGCUCAAGUACCACCAGUACAUCCCUCCAGACCAGAAAGCAGAGAAGUCCCCUCCACCCAUGGAUUCUGCAUAUGCCAGAUUGCUCCAGCAGCAGCAACUCUUCCUGCAGCUCCAGAUCCUCAGCCAGCAGCAGCAGCAGCAACAGCAGCAGCAGCAGCACUUCAACUACCCUGGGAUGCACCAAGGACAGCUGAAGCAAUCAAAUGAGCAAAUGGUCAAAAGUUCAAAUUCUUCAUCAACUUCUGGCAACAACACCCCUCUUUCUCCAGUGAAAACCACCUUUUCAGGCCAGACUUGUGUCUCAUCUAUCAAGCCAGGCCCUCUGCCGUCCAACCUGGAUGAUCUCAAAGUGUCAGAGCUGAGGCAGCAGCUCCGAAUACGAGGCCUGCCUGUGUCGGGUACCAAAACAGCGCUGAUGGAGCGGCUGCGGCCCUUCCAGGAGUGCAGCAGCAGCACGGUGCCAAACUUCAGUGAGAUCACCACCGUCACCUUCCCAGUCACUCCAACAAGCACCCUGUCCAGUUACCAGUCACAGUCCUCCACCAGCAUGUUAUCAAAUGGCUUCUACCACUUUGGCAGCACCAGCUCUACCCCACCCAUCUCGCCUGCCUCCUCUGACCUCUCUGUGAGUGGCUCUUUGCCCGACACCUUCAACGACGGGCCCAUGUCCUCUCCACAGUUCGGUCUCCAGCCAUCGCCGGUUCACGGCAGUGCUGAGGAAAGCCUUAUGAGCAGCAUGAAUGGAGGGAGCAUCCAGCUGGAACUGGAAGGAAUAGACACAGAAAAAGACAAGAUGCUGGUAGAGAAGCAGAAGGUCAUCAAUGAACUGACGUGGAAGCUGCAGCAGGAACAGAGGCAGGUGGAAGAGCUGCGGAUGCAGCUCCAGAAGCGAAAGAGAAGCAAUGGCCUUGAGGAGAAGCAGCAGCCUGCUCAGCAUUUCUUUGGUGUUCCCAUCAAACAAGAAAACACCGUGUCCAGCUGUCCAUUUGCAUCCAAACAAAUGGCCCUGAAAGGCCAGGCCGGCAGCUCGGAUAAGCUGAGUAACUGUGGGGUACCGCAGGUGCCCCACAUUGUAAAUAGCCACUGCUUGGAGCCCACGGGGCAGAGCACCAUCACCUCCUCGACAUUCCUGAGCCCGCAGUGCUCGCCCCAGCACUCUCCCCUGGGGGCUGCAAAGAGCCCCCAGCACAUCAGCCUGCCACCGUCCCCCAACAGCCACUACCUGCUCCCGGUGUCCCCCGAGGGCCGCAGCGGGUCCCCGCCGGGCAGCAGCUGCCUCCGCACAGCGCCGAUGGCUGCGCAGUCAGGCCAAAAGUUUUCUAUUUCAUCCCCAAGUUUUUGUAAGUCAUACCCAGCCCUGUCAGAGGUAAAGCAGCCUCCACCCUAUGAGGAUGCAGUGAAGCAGCAGAUGACACGAAGUCAGCAGAUGGACGAGCUCCUGGACGUGCUGAUUGAGAGUGGAGAAAUUCCUGCCAAUGCCAAGGAAGAUCGGUCCUGCCUCCAGAAAGUACCUCAGAUCAUGGUGUCUACAGGGAGCUCGGGUGCCUCUGUCGCCAAGGGCUCCGCCCCAUUCGAGCCGGUGUCCUCGGCGCCGCUGCCGUUCGAGCACUGCCCGGGCAGCAGCGACGCGCACCUGGAGGUGCUGCUCAAUGCCCACAGCCCCCUGGGCAGGGUCAGCGAGAUGGCCCUGCUGAAGAUGGGGGGAGAGGAGCCCCACUUCGAAGGGAUGAUGGAAGGGUUCUCCGGCAAAGCCGCGGAUGAACUGCUCAACUCCCAGGAGAUUUUACAGACUCCCCUGUCGCCCAUGGAAACCCAGCUGUCCCCUUCCCCUGCCGAAGGCUCCGGUUUACAAAUGAGUUUCACUGAGUCUCCGUGGGAAACGAUGGAGUGGCUGGACCUCACCCCCCCCAGCUCGGCCACCGGCUUCAGCUCGCUCACCCCCGCGGGACCCAGCAUCUUCAACAUCGAUUUCCUGGAUGUUGCCGACCUCAACCUGAACACCAGCAUGGACCUGCACCUGCAGCAGUGGUGAAGGGAUGUGCUGUGAGCCUG